UUAGGCUCGUAUUACUCAUAACAAAGACCUCUAGCACGAGUCAGUCAGGCACUAUUGGGGUCACUAGAGUUUAAAAAAUGACUACCUUAAGACCGUUUCGCUGCGAAGACAUGUUUCACUUCAACAAUGUCAAUCUGGAUCCUCUAACUGAGACAUAUGGACUGUCUUUUUACCUGCAGUACUUGGCUCACUGGCCUGAGUAUUUCCAGGUGGCUGAGUCACCCAGCGGUGUCAUCAUGGGCUAUAUAAUGGGUAAAGCUGAAGGGCAUGGUGAUAACUGGCAUGGUCAUGUUACUGCCUUAACUGUUGCCCCGGAGUAUCGACGCCUUGGUCUUGCUAAGCAGCUCAUGGCCAUCCUGGAAGAUAUCUCAGAAAAAAAGCGAUGUUACUUCGUAGACCUGUUUGUGCGAGUGAGCAACCUGGUAGCCAUCACAAUGUACAAGAAACUGGGCUAUAUUGUUUACCGUACUGUGUUGCAGUACUACUCGGGAGAUCCAGAUGAAGAUGCUUAUGACAUGAGAAAAUCACUGUCUCAGGAUGUUAAAAAGAUUUCAAUGAUUCCAUGCAAGAAUCCAAUAAAGCCUGAGGAACUAUAUGCUUAAUACUGUACUCUAUGAAGGAUUGUACAGUAUAUUAGACAUGAGGAAGGCAUUAUCACGUGAUGUACAUCAGAAAUCAGUUGUCCCAUUAACACAUCCUGUAAGACCCGAAGACAUAGAAUAGCAUUUAUUUAGGAAUAUAAUUUAUGUACCGAUGUGUUUCAUUAUUAAACAUGUGAAAUUGUUCA
Homarus americanus (American lobster) is the source of this 787-nucleotide messenger RNA. RefSeq names its product N-alpha-acetyltransferase 20-like (gene Naa20A). Lineage: Eukaryota; Metazoa; Arthropoda; Malacostraca; Decapoda; Nephropidae. Bases 78 to 602 code for a protein of 174 amino acids. Gene Ontology annotation, cellular component: NatB complex. Gene Ontology annotation, biological process: N-terminal peptidyl-methionine acetylation. The record is from RefSeq and is a predicted model, not a curated record. The transcript is spliced from 5 exons. Gene Ontology annotation, molecular function: protein-N-terminal amino-acid acetyltransferase activity.